Serendipita indica DSM 11827 is the source of this 471-nucleotide messenger RNA. The record is from the annotation of a GenBank genome assembly. Lineage: Eukaryota; Fungi; Basidiomycota; Agaricomycetes; Sebacinales; Serendipitaceae.
AUGACCUCGCGGGUACCAUACAAGCAGAUACGCGCUAGGAGACCCACACCUGAUACGAUUAUCGUGUACCAGGCGUACAAUGCCAAGAUAGCAAGUGCCGCAGUCGAGCAUCAACGCCUCAACGCCUCGGACGCCUUUUCCAUGACACGCAUGACAUGGAUCAAACCCUCUUUUUAUUGGUGCAUGUAUCGAGCUGGCUGGAGUUUCAAGGACAAGAAUCAAUCGCACAUUCUCCAAAUCACUAUGAAGUUUGAGGGUUUCCUCACGCUACUAAAGAGCGCUGUACCGACCUCGGGACCGGGAAUGAAUGUCAAUGGAAGUAAAGCGGUUCGCGUACAGUGGGACCCAGAGAGGAGCAUCCGACUUGGACGAUUGGACUACAGAUCGCUACAACUUGGCAUCUCUGGUGAUCUGAACAAGCAGUGGAUAGAAGAAUGGAUUUGCGAUAUCAAAGAUAUCACAGAGGACUGA